Messenger RNA from Megalobrama amblycephala (Wuchang bream), 11218 nucleotides. It is a transcript of the gene htt, whose product is annotated as huntingtin. The coding region runs from base 327 to 9695 and encodes 3122 amino acids. The record is from RefSeq and is a predicted model, not a curated record. The transcript has 67 exons. Gene Ontology annotation, cellular component: cytoplasm; nucleus. Lineage: Eukaryota; Metazoa; Chordata; Actinopteri; Cypriniformes; Xenocyprididae.
AGGAGUUUUAUUACCCGGAAAUACAGCAGAACCGUUGCUCCCAUAACCCUGCUUUAAGAUGGCUUUCAGAAUUGGACAUGUUAUCAACUACCUUCUGAACAUUUUGUUUGAAUACAGGUCAUAAUCGGAUGGUGUGUGGAAAUUAAACCGAAUUCAAGGGGGUUUUGGCCACUGAAACAGUGUCGGGUCUCGACGACACCUUCAGUUUCCCUUCGGUGUUCUGCACAGCGCUCGCUAUCAGUGCUGCUGCACUGGCUGUGCUGUUGAGUUUGUAAAUAUUAUCAGCUCUCCACAUAGACUCCAUUUAGAUCAGUGCUUUUGUUAAAAUGGCCACCAUGGAGAAGCUAAUGAAAGCGUUUGAGUCGCUUAAAUCAUUCCAGCAGCAGCAAGGCCCGCUGUCGGCCGAGGAGCUCGUCCAGAAACAAAAAAAAGACCUUGCUACAACCAAAAAGGACAGAGUGACUCAUUGCCUGACGAUAUGUGAAAACAUCGUGGCACAGUCGCUGAGGACAUCUCCAGAGUUCCAGAAACUGCUUGGAAUUGCUAUGGAAAUGUUCUUGCUGUGCAGCGACGACAAGGAGUCUGACGUCAGGAUGGUGGCAGAUGAGUGCCUAAACAAAAUCAUCAAAGCAUUGAUGGAUUCCAACUUGCCUAGACUGCAGCUUGAACUGUACAAAGAGAUUAAAAAGAAUGCUGCCUCUCGGAGUCUGCGGGCAGCCCUGUGGAGGUUUGCUGAGCUUGCUCACCUGGUGCGUCCACAGAAAUGCAGGCCGUACCUUGUGAAUCUGCUGCCAUGUCUGACACGGAUCACAAAACGUCAGGAAGAGACUGUGCAGGAAACUCUUUCUUCUUCAAUUCCUAAAAUCAUGUCUGCCCUUGGACACUUCGCCAAUGACGGAGAGAUCAAGAUGCUGCUGAAGGCUUUUGUUGCCAAUCUGAAGUCUAGUUCUCCCACUAUUCGCCGAACAGCGGCCAGCUCGGCUGUCAGUGUGUGUCAGCACUCACGCAGAACACACUACUUCUACACCUGGCUCCUCAACGUGCUUCUCGGUUUGGUGGUGCCAGUGGAUGAGGAACAUUCCAGUCACCUGAUUCUGGGUGUAUUACUGACGUUGCGCUACCUAAUGCCUCUUCUUCAGCAGCAGGCUCCUAACACUAGCCUGAAGGGCAGCUUUGGGCUUGUUCGUAAAGAGGCCGAUGUCACCCCUGCACCUGAGCAACUCAUUCAGGUCUAUGAACUGACCCUGCACUACACACAGCACUGGGAUCAUAAUGUGGUGACGGCAUCUUUGGAGCUUCUUCAGCAGAUGUUUCGCACUCCUCCCCCUGAACUCCUGAACGCGCUCAUCACAUGUGGCAAAAUCACACACACCAGCGUCUUCAGAGAAGAGACAGAGUGCCGUGCACGCAGUGGCAGCAUCCUCGAGCUUAUUGCCGGUGGGUCAACAUGCAGUCCUCUCCUCCUCAGGAAGCAGAAAGGUAAGCUGUUGUCGGGUGAAGAAGAGGGUUUGGAGGAUGACCCUGAGAGGGCAGAGGUCACCACUGGAUCCUUCACUGCCUCGGUCGGUGGCGAUAGCUCCAGUGAAGCUCCCUCAUCAUCAGGCGUUUCGUCUCUUGGCACAUCUGACAUCAUCACAGAGCAGCCACGGUCCUCCCAGCAUGCCUUGCAGCCAGGGGACUCAGUGGACCUGAGUGCAUCAGAGCAGGGUGUAGGGCCUGAUACUCCAGAUGAGGAAGAUGAGGAGGACAUGCUAAGCCGCAGCUCAAGCGGGGGCGCUGGGGUCGUCAGCACGUCUGGCGACUUAAUAACCGAUGUCAACCAGAUGUCAGUGGGAGCCGCGUCAUCGUCGCCCCCUAGUGACAGUUCCCAGACGACUACGGAGGGGCCGGACUCCGCCGUGACGCCUUCAGACUGCGCCGAGCUCGUGCUGGACGGCAGUGAGAGUCAGUACUCAGGGAUGCAGAUCGGCACACUGCAGGAUGAAGAAGAGGAGGGUGCAGCUCCACAACCUGAUAAACCUCCAGAGCCUUUCUCUCAGUCGGCACUGGCUUUAAGUAAGCCCCAUCUUCUGGAGGGAAAAGGUCACAACAGGCAAUCAUCUGACAGCAGUGUGGAUCGAUUCAUACCAAAGGAAGAGGUUCUGGAACCUGCAGAACUUGACAACAAGCCAUCUAAGAUUAAAGGAGAUAUUGGUCACUAUACUGACCCAAAGGAAGAGCCUCUGGUGCACUGUGUCCGGCUGUUGGCUGCCUCCUUCCUGCUCACCGGCCAAAGAAAUGGGCUGGUUCCUGAUAAUGAGGUGCGUGUGAGCGUUAAGGCGUUAGCCGUUAGCUGUGUGGGGGCAGCAGCAGCUCUUCUACCUGAAGCCUUCUUUAACCUACUCUACCUGCAGCCACUAGAUGGACAACAACCAGAUGAGCAACAGUACAUCAGUGAUAUACUGCAAUACAUUGAACAUGGAGAUCCUCAGAUCAGAGGAGCCACCGCCAUCCUGUGUGGGGCUUUAAUCCAAGCCAUCCAGCUCAAGACACGCUACAACACGGAGAUAUGGCUGUCCCAAAUCCACUGUGUCACAGGUAACUCUGUGACAAUCGAAAACUUUGUUCCUCUGCUGCAGCGAAGUCUAAAAGAUGAAUCUUCAGUCACGUGUAAAAUGGCCUGUGCUGCUGUUAGGCACUGUAUCAUGGCGUUGUGUAAUGGCAGUCUCAGUGAACUUGGCCUGCAGCUGCUCAUUGAUCUGAUGACCCUGAAGGACUGCUCUUAUUGGCUGGUUCGCACUGAGCUCUUAGAGACGCUUUCUGAGAUAGAUUUCCGGUUAAUAAGUUUUUUGGAGAGAAAAACUGAGAAGUUGCACAAAGGAGAGCAUCACUACACUGGGUUGUUGAGGCUACAGGACAGAGUUCUGAAUGAUGUUGUGCUUUAUCUACUGGGCGAUGAUGACCCACGUGUGAGACAUGUGGCAGCAAACACCAUCGGCAGGUUGGUGCCCAGGUUGUUCUAUGACUGUGACCAGGCUCAGACAGACCCAGUUGUGGCUAUAGCACGAGAUCAGAGCAGUGUGUACUUGCAGCUGCUGAUGCACGAGACCCAGCCUCCAUCACAGUUUACUGUCAGCACUAUCACACGAACAUACCGUGGCUACAAUCUGUGCCAGAACGCGCCGGAUGUUACCAUAGAGAACAACCUAUCUCGGGUCAUCACUGCCAUCUCCCAUGCCCUCACCUCCUCCACUUCCAGAGCCAUGACUUUUGGCUGUUGUGAGGCUCUGUACCUUUUGUCCAGCACCUUCCCAGUGUGCACCUGGAGCACAGGCUGGCACUGUGGCUUUGUGAGCUCUUCUGUCUUUCAUCUCAACCGCUCCAGCCAGUACCGCAGCCGAGGACGCUCCUUUAGUCUGUCUCAGUCUGGAAGUAGUGAAGAGGUGCGCAGGUCUCUGACGGUUGGCGUGGCCGGUAUGGUUUUGUCUCUCCUCUCCUCUGCUUGGUUUCCUCUUGAUCUCUCCGCCCAUCAGGCUGCUCUUCUACUGGCUGGAAACCUUCUUGCGGCUAUUGCACCAAAGUGCAUGAAGAGCCCAUGGGCCGGUGAGGAGGAAACUAACCCCGCCCCCUCUAAGGUGGAGGAGCCGUGGCCUGCCCUUAAUGACCGUUCUCUGGUUGUUAUGGUGGAGCAACUGUUCUCGCACCUGCUAAAGAUCCUAAACAUCUGCGCCCAUGUGCUGGAUGACACACCUCCAGGCCCUGCAGUCAAGGCUACUUUACCCUCAUUGGCCAACACUCCCUCUCUCAGUCCAAUCAGACGGAAGGGUAAAGAGAAGGAGAUGACGGAGCCAAGCAACACCCCCAUGAGCCCAAAGAAAGGAGGAGAGACCAACACAGGCAGAGCAGCAGACAGCACAGCAACGGCAGCGGUUAACAAGUCCACCACUAUGGGCAGCUUUUAUCACCUUCCUCCUUAUCUGAAGCUUUAUGAUGCACUGAGAGCUACACACGCUAACUACAAAGUCACAUUAGACCUUCACAACACCAAUGAGAAGUUUGGGGGUUUCCUGAGAUCAGCGCUUGAUGUCCUUUCACAGCUGCUUGAGUUGGCCACCCUGCAUGAUAUUGGCAAAUGUGUUGAAGAGAUCCUGGGCUACCUUAAGUCCUGUUUCUCACGGGAACCUACUAUGGCCACCGUGUGUGUUCAGCAGCUUUUGAAGGCGUUGUUUGGGACCAAUCUUGCCUCUCAGUAUGAGGGGGCUUCAUCUCACCCGUGUCGGUCCCAGGGCAAGGCCCUCCGGCUCGGCUCGACCAGCGUUAGACCUGGCCUCUACCAUUACUGCUUCAUGGCCCCUUACACUCACUUUACCCAGGCACUCGCAGACGCCAGCCUCAGAAACAUGGUGCAAGCUGAACAAGAACAGGAUGCCUCUGGGUGGUUUGAUGUCAUGCAAAAAGUCUCCAAUCAACUGAGGUCAAACAUCACCAAUGUCACUCGCCAUCGAGGAGACAAGAAUGCCAUUCAUAAUCACAUCCGUUUGUUUGAGCCGCUGGUGAUUAAAGCUCUGAAGCAGUACACCACCAGCACCUCAGUGGCCCUGCAAAGACAGGUGCUGGACCUACUCGCCCAACUUGUGCAGCUCCGGGUCAACUACUGUUUGCUUGAUUCAGACCAGGUAUUCAUUGGUUUCGUGCUGAAGCAGUUUGAGUAUAUUGAAGUGGGGCAGUUCAGGGACUCUGAAGAGAUUGUGCCCAACAUUUUCUUCUUCCUGGUUCUGCUGUCCUAUGAGCGCUACCACUCCAAACAGAUCAUCAGCAUCCCAAAGAUCAUUCAGCUGUGUGAUGGCAUCAUGGCCAGUGGCAGGAAGGCAGUAACGCAUGCAAUCCCUGCACUGCAGCCCAUAGUGCACGACCUCUUUGUGCUGAGAGGCUCCAAUAAAGCAGAUGCAGGAAAAGAGCUGGAAACUCAAAAGGAAGUGGUGGUGUCCAUGCUUCUACGCCUCGUUCAGCACCAUCAGGUGCUGGAGAUGUUUAUUCUGAUCCUACAGCAGUGCCAUAAAGAGAACGAAGAUAAGUGGAAGAGGCUUUCACGACAGAUUGCUGACAUCAUCCUGCCAAUGAUCGGCAAACAGCAAAUGCACCUGGACUCCCAUGAGGCAUUGGGUGUGUUAAACACACUGUUUGAGACAGUGGCUCCCUCCUCUCUGCGACCUGUAGACAUGCUACUGAAGAGCAUGUUCAUCACACCAUCUACCCUUGCAUCAGUGGGUACGGGGCAGUUGUGGGUGUCUGGGAUUCUCGCCAUCCUGCGUGUCCUAAUCUCGCAGUCCACAGAGGACAUCAUUCUGUCUCGUAUUCAGGAACUUUCACUGUCACCAUACCUCCUCUCCUGUCCCACUAUCUGUCGACUGUGUGACGAUGACUCCUCCCCUCCUGAAGCUCCGCCUACUACCAUGGAAGAUGCCAAUGGGGAGCCGCAGCGUUUCCCUCCUGAGGAAACAUUUGCUAGGUUCUUAUUGCAGUUGGUGGGGGUGUUGCUGGAUGAUAUCGCCACAAAGCAGGUGAAAGUUGACAUGAGCGAGCAGCAGCACACGUUCUACUGUCAGCAGCUGGGCACACUGCUCAUGUGUUUGAUCCACAUCUUCAAAUCAGGAAUGUUCCGGCGGAUCACGGCAGCGGGCAGCAGGCUUCUGAAGGCGGAGGGAGGGGAAGGGGGUCAUUUUUAUACCCUGGAGGGUCUGAACAGCCUGGUGCUCCAGCUCAUAACCACACACCCAUCUCUGGUCCUGCUCUGGUGUCAGGUCCUUCUCAUCAUCAACUACACCAACUACACCUGGUGGUCCGAGGUGCAUCAGACCCCCAGGAGGCACAGUCUGUCCAGCACUAAGCUGCUGAGCCCGCACUCAUCUGGAGAGGAGGAGAGGCCCGAGGGGAAGCUGGCUAUGUGUAACAGAGAGAUUGUCCGACGAGGAGCCCUUAUCCUCUUCUGUGACUAUGUGUGUCAGAACCUGCACGACUCUGAGCAUCUGACGUGGCUGACUGUAAAUCACGUGAGCGAUCUGAUUAGUCUCUCCCAUGAGCCUCCAGUGCAGGAUCUCAUCAGUGCUGUGCACCGAAAUUCGGCAGCCAGCGGACUCUUCAUACAGGCCAUACAAUCACGCUGCGACAACCUUUCUACUCCGGUGAUGCUGAAGAAGACCCUGCAGUGUCUGGAGGGCAUUCAUCUAAGUCAGUCUGGGGCUCUGCUCAUGCUAUACGUAGACAAACUACUCAACACGCCGUUCCGUGUGCUGGCUCGCAUGGUGGAUACACUCGCCUGCAGACGUGUGGAGAUGCUGCUUGCAGAGACCCUGCAGAAUAGUGUCGCUCAGCUACCACUGGAGGAGCUGGACAGGAUUCAGCAGUACCUACAGACCAGUGGCCUUGCACAAAGGCAUCAGCGGUUCUACUCCCUGCUGGACAGGUUCAGAGCCACUGUUGCUGAAGAUACCACAAGCCCUACUGCACCCAUUACCACACACCCACUGGAUGGUGACCCUCCCCCUCCCCCUGAAAAUGUGGAACCCAAUAAGGAGUGGUAUGUUGCUCUGGUGAAAUCUCAGUGUUGUUUGAGAGGUGAAGGAGCUCUGUAUGAAAAUACUGAGCUCUUGACAAAACUUCCCCAAUCUGACCUAAACACAAUCAUGACCUGCAAGGACUUCAACCUGUGUCUGCUGGCAUCAUGUCUGAGUGUUGGGGUACAGAGGGUAUGUAAGGAUCAUGGGGCGGUUUUAUUUGACACUGCUCAACAGGUGGCCUUCGAUAGAUUGGCUGGUGUCAUAGAGCUCCUCCCCUCGCCUCAUCAGCCCCUCCUCGCCUCCGCUAAGACGUGUACGGACUACUGGCAGAAGCUUAAUCAAGUAUACGGUGAGCCUGGGUUUUAUCAGACUGUGUUGAGUCUGUGUGGCGUUUUGAGUCAGUACCUGCUGUCUCUGUCCAAAUUGCCGUCCUCACUGCACAUUCCCAAAGACAGAGAGACACUCAUUACCACCUUCAGCACCCUCGCCAUAGAGGUGGUGGUUUGGCGUUUGCUGCAGGAUCAGCUGCCUCUGAGUGUGGACAUGCAGAUGAGUCUGUCGUGUCUGUGUCUGGCUCUCCAGCAGCCGGCGGUGUGGACACACUUUGCCUCUCACUCCUACCUCACACACACCUGCUCCAUCAUCCACUGUAUAGAGCUCCUCAUCCACGCAGUCGCUGUUGGUCCUGGCGACCAACUUUUAAGGCCGGAGAGGAAAACAUCACAAACAGACCAGUCAGAAGACCAGUUGGACUCUGCAGACAACCAGCGUGAAUGGCGGUGUUGUGUGAUCAUGGCUGAGCUGGUUGAAGGUCUACAGAGUGUGCUGGCUCUGGGUCACCAUAGAAACAAGAACAUCCCGGCAUUCCUUACGCCCACCCUACAGAACGUCAUUAUCAGCCUGGCCAGGCUUCCCCUUGUGAACAGCUACACCCGAGUCCCACCACUGGUCUGGAAGCUGGGCUGGUCCCCCAGGCCGAGUGGAGAUUUUGGCACAGCAUUACCAGAGAUCCCUGUAGAGUUCCUGCAGGAGAAAGAUGUCUUCAGAGAGUUCCUCUAUCGCAUUAACACUCUGGGCUGGAGUAGUCGGACACAGUUUGAGGAGACGUGGGCCACUUUGUUGGGGGUGCUGGUCACUCAGCCAAUCACGAUGGACCAAGAGGAGGAAACCCAGCAAGAGGAGGAUCUGGAGAGGACUCAGAUAAAUGUACUGGCGGUUCAGGCCAUCACCUCUCUGGUGCUGAGUGCCAUGACUCUGCCGACAGCAGGAAAUCCAGCUAUCAGCUGUCCUGAACAGCAACCCCGCAACAAAAUCCUUAAAGCUCUGGACACCAGGUUUGGUCGUAAGCUGAGUGUGAUUAGAGGUAUGGUUGAGCGUGAGAUUCAGGCCAUGGUGUCAAAGAGAGACAACAUUGCCACACACUUCCCUUAUCAAGCCUGGGACCCUGUGCCCUCUUUAUCUUCCUCAACAGCAGGCACUCUCAUCAGUCAUGAGAAACUCCUGCUGCAGAUUAAUACAGAAAGGGAGAUGGGCAACAUGGACUACAAACUGGGCCAAGUGUCGAUUCACUCAGUAUGGUUGGGAAAUAACAUCACCCCUCUGAGGGAGGAGGAGUGGGGUGAGGAUGAGGAAGAUGAAGCAGAUGCUCCAGCACCUGCAUCACCACCAUUAUCACCAAUCAACUCCAGGAAGCACCGUGCUGGGGUUGACAUCCACUCCUGCUCUCAGUUCCUCCUGGAGCUGUACAGCCAGUGGAUUCUCCCUGGCAGCCCAAGCAGCAAGAAGACUCCUGUUGUGCUAAUCAGUGAGGUUGUCAGAUCGCUGCUGGCAGUGUCUGAUCUGUUCACCGAGAGGAAUCAGUUUGAUAUGAUGUUCUCCACUCUGACUGAGCUGCAGAAAGUCCAUCCACCAGAAGAUGAGAUCCUCAGCCAGUACCUUGUGCCAGCUAUCUGCAAAGCAGCCGCAGUGCUUGGCAUGGAUAAAGCCAUUGCAGAGCCUGUGUGCCGUCUUCUGGAGAGCACCUUGCGCAGCACUCAUCUGCCCAGUCGGAUCGGUGCUCUUCAUGGAGUUCUGUACGUGCUGGAGUGCGAUCUGCUGGACGAUACAGCACGGCAGCUUAUCCCUACUGUCAGUGAAUACCUGCUCUCCAACCUUAAAGCUAUAGCACACUGUGUGAAUCUACACAACCAGCAGCACGUGUUGGUGAUGUGUGCCGUGGCAUUCUACAUGAUGGAGAACUACCCCCUGGAUGUAGGGCCUGAGUUCAAUGCCGGGAUCAUUCAGCUGUGCUGUAUGAUGCUGUCUGCUACCGAGGAGGCCACACCAUCCAUCAUCUACCACUGCGUCCUGCGAGGUAUGGAGCGGUUGCUUCUGUCCGAGCAGCUGUCGCGAAUGGACGCAGAGACGCUGGUCAAGCUGAGCGUUGACCGUGUGAACAUGCCCAGCCCACACCGUGCCAUGGCUGCCCUGGGUCUCAUGCUCACCUGCAUGUACACAGGUGUGGCUGGAGAGGAAGGGAAGGAGAAGGGAAGUCCUGGGCGCCCUGCUGAUGCAGACCCCACAGCUCCUGAUAGCGAGUCAGUCAUUGUCGCAAUGGAGCGGGUAUCUGUUCUGUUUGACAGGAUUCGUAAAGGCUUUCCAAGUGAGGCACGAGUGGUAGCUCGGAUCCUUCCUCAGUUCCUGGAUGACUUUUUCCCACUGCAAGACGUCAUGAACAAAGUCAUUGGAGAGUUCCUGUCCAAUCAGCAGCCUUACCCACAAUUCAUGGCUACAGUGGUCUACAAGGUAUUUCAAACACUUCAUGCAACUGGGCAGUCCUCCAUGGUCCGUGAUUGGGUGCUACUCUCGCUGUCAAACUUCACACAGAGAACACCUGUCGCCAUGGCAAUGUGGAGCCUGUCCUGUUUCUUUGUCAGUGCCUCGACCAGCCAAUGGAUCUCUGCCCUCCUGCCUCAUGUCAUCAGUCGCAUGGGAAAGUCUGACACAGUGGACAUUAGCCUCUUUUGUCUGGUUGCUAUGGAUUUCUACCGACACCAGAUCGAUGAGGAGUUAGACCGCAGGGCCUUCCAGUCUGUCUUUGAGAUGGUGGCUUCACCUGGUAGUCCGUAUUACCAACUACUGUGCUGUUUGCAGAGCAUUCACCAAGACACGUCACUAUAAAACAGACCAUAUGAGACAGAACAAUAAUAAUAAUAAUAAUAUAUAUAUAUAUAUAUAUAUAUAUAUAUAUAUAUAUAUAUAUAUAUAUAUAUAUAUAUAUAUAUAUAUGAAUAACAAUAAUGUAUCUACAAGGCAAAUUAGACAUAAAAAAUGGUAAUAUAAUACCAGAGCAGAAGGCAUCACACUUAUAAGAACGUUACACACCAGGAUGCAUGGCAACAAUGUAUGGAAUGGGAUGUAUGGAACGGGAUCGGCUGCUAUGAUAGUAUCCGUGAUAUACCAGAGGACAUUGAUCCAAAUAGUUCAUUGUUAUUAGAGACAGUGGGACCAAUCCAAACAAGACUGCACAUCCACUGAAGUAUGUGGCCACAAUGCACCAGAACAUCAGUAAUCUGUAAUUUAAAGAAGAAUAGUAGUGCUACCAUCAGAAUAUUUGACUGGUGUCUAUAUGGAUGCUUGUCCUCUCCAUAUUUUGUAUGCAUAAAUGCUCUUCAUCUGGUAUCAGAGAAUGUUACUGUGGCAAAACUGUAAGGCUGGUCACAAAGUUUUAUUGGUAGUGCAGUCAAAACUGACGACGUGUCUCCAUCAUUAGAAACACAAUGUUCUAAGAGAAUUUUCAGCUAUAAACAAACUGACUGAAGAACAUAUUAUAGUGAAUGUUCUUACAAAUAUCUUGCAAACACUGUUAAAAUAUCUCCUGCACUUCCGGAAUUCAGCCGAUCCAAGAUUAGAUCUUUUAGUCCGCAGACCUGGAGUUCAGGUACUCCCAGAUAUGUAUCGUCCAACCUGGCUAAAAUCAGUACAUCCGGGUAUUUUACACAAUGCCCUCCUCUCCACCAGUCCAUACUCUCCUGCUCCCUUAGAAACGGAAGACACUGUCUUUCAUAAACCCACCACCCCCUCAGUUUAAAAUCAUUCCUUUUGCAUGGGCAAUGCAUUGCUUUGCUCUGUGUUUGCUGGCACUUGAAGCGAAAAUGGAUUGUAAAUUGAAUUUGUAUAUCCCCUCUAAUGUGGAAGAGGUUGCAUAAGACUAUUGAUAUAAGAUUUUUGUGCAUUUAAAUGUAAAAUGUGUUUGACUUACUGAGUAAGAGGGGUGAAUUGCCUGAAACAAAGUUUAUUUUUCUUCUUAAAAUUCAGUUGUCUAUAUUUGUUUUUAAGUUGACACAUUUUUUAAGAUGGAGAAAAAACAGAUCACAAAUGUGAAUCACUGAAGUCCUUUUGUAUGGAGAGGGCUUGAAAUAGCUAUAGCAGUUACUGUAGGUUUUUAGAUGAGGGUUUCUACAUAUAAAAAUUACCGCUCAAAUCUACAUACUGUGUCCCUUGCAACACAUCUGCAGUUAUUUGUUAAAUUUCUUUUAAAAGCUCAGGACGUAAGAUAUGAUUAUUGAUCUAGUGUAAUGACUGGAAGUAUGUAUUUUAAUCUAUAGAGUGUUUACAUCAAUGUACAAUUUGUGUAAAAGAAAUAAUAUUUGUGAUUAAAUGAAUAAACUGUGGUGCAUGACAACACCCAUCGGUGGACAUGA